AUGGACGCGGAUUCAGACAAGACAAAGACGUGCUCCUUCCUCGAUCUUGUCGAUAUCUGCGAUAACUUCCGGUUGAGCAGCACUGGAGGGUUCGCCUCUGAAACACUGGUACCAUGGACGCUCUCUGCCCUCCCUGACAGCCCAGUGUUGGGUCUGCUGAGACCUAUCAUCAUCGAACAACUCCAAGCAGAAAACGCGCUCAGUCGAUCCAACCACACCCCCGAAGCCUGGCUCUUCCACCCCACCCCCUCCACCGCACGCGUGAGCUUCGCCGACUGGGUCGACACGCCCUCCAAACGCACCGCCGUCCUGAAAGAGCUGUGUGAGCGCUGGCGAGACUCGGGGCUGUUUCCUGAGGUGAUCGGGCCGCGGAAGUGGAGGGAGGAGAGCUAUCCUGUGUAUCGCGACCCUUUUGGCGUGCACCGUCCGCAUGAUGCUCGGGCGGAGGGGGGAGAGUCUGGAGACCCUGAGUCGGAGGGGGGAAACUACGUGCUGGACCUCGAACGCUCCGCGUGCGCCCUCUUUGGCGUCGUCACGUACGGCGUGCAUAUGACUAUCUACCAGGAAGCCGGGCGGGGGAGCAGGGAGCUUGGAGGGGGGGGCACGAUGGUCUGGGUGCCUACGCGCGCGCGGACGAAGCAGACCUGGGGCGGCUAUCUGGACAACAGCGUCGCGGGAGGCAUCCCGAGCGGCAUGCCCAUCUUCGAGAGCCUCGUGAAAGAAUCUAUGGAGGAAGCCAGUAUAGCGGAGGAUAUCGUGCGCGGGUACGCAAAGUCGGUCGGCGCGGUGAGCUAUUUCUUUCGUACUGCGAAUGGCUGGCUGCAGCCUGAAGUCGAAUUUGUGUACGACCUCGGGAUCCCUCGCGACGUCGAUCCGACUCCGUUCCAGCCAAAACCUCUCGACGGAGAAGUAGAGUGCUUCGAGCUGUUGCCCCUAGACGAGGUGGUGGGUAGGAUGCGUCGCAAGCUGUUCAAACCCAACUGUGCUUUGGUGCUCAUCGAUUUUAUGAUUCGACACGGCUAUAUCACUCCAGACAACGAGCCGCGGUAUAUGGAAAUCGCCACCAGGCUACAUGGGUCCUUUGAGUACGAUAGGUGGGGAACUUGAGCGAUGUACCAUCAACGCGAUGGCACUUUCACCAUAGUCAUGUAUUUCAAACCAUUUACAUGUAUAACUAUGUAUUGCUCUGGAAUCAAAGUCGAA
This is a messenger RNA of Serpula lacrymans var. lacrymans S7.9, 1203 nucleotides long. RefSeq lists its product as uncharacterized. The record is from RefSeq and is a predicted model, not a curated record. Lineage: Eukaryota; Fungi; Basidiomycota; Agaricomycetes; Boletales; Serpulaceae. Bases 1 to 1107 code for a protein of 368 amino acids. Gene Ontology annotation, molecular function: 8-oxo-dGDP phosphatase activity. The transcript has 7 exons.